Molecule: messenger RNA, 2420 nt
Organism: Papilio polytes (common Mormon)
Lineage: Eukaryota; Metazoa; Arthropoda; Insecta; Lepidoptera; Papilionidae
Product: carboxypeptidase N subunit 2-like
Exons: 3
Coding region: 94-2325 (743 amino acids)
Molecular function (GO): protein binding
Source: RefSeq, a predicted model, not a curated record
AUAUAUGCAGUUACGUUAAGAUCUAUUAUUAUCUAAUAUGGGUGCCAAUGCGUUUUGAAUAUCUGGAUAACGAAGACAAUCAUCUAAUCAAUCAUGGCUGCUGUAACGAUCUUUUCGCUAUGUCUCUUGAUCAGCAUUGUCUAUGGCUUUAAUGGCGACAGCUUCGAGCUGGAGUGUCCUGACGAGUGCGACUGUCACUACUUCAGAAUCAACUGGGUCACCGACUGUUCUGAGAGUAACCUUACUGAGGUUCCCUAUGAUGAGCUGAGCAUGAGCGUUUACAUUCUGGAUCUCAACGGUAACAACAUAACAGCUCUGCUGACCUUCCCCCAUGACAUCAAGAUGAGGAGAUUACAGGUCGCGAACAACAGACUCACCAGGGUCGAGAAAAAUUCAUUCAAAGGACUCGAAUAUCUCAUAGAUGUCGAUCUAUCCGGAAACAAUAUCACAUACGUUGAUCCUGAGGCGUUCUUAGAUUCGCGGGGGCUUCUCAACGUGGAACUACAAGAUAACCCGAUCACGACUGUGGAUGGACCGUUCCUGAUAUCCAGCACUUUGCAGUACCUCGACAUCAGUUCCUGCAAUCUUUCCGUUAUCAACACGCAAUUCUUCGACAACAUCACAUCUUUAACAACAGUGGAUCUCUCUAGUAAUCCUCUGCGUAACUUGGAUGCCGGUGUUUUCGAUGUCUUAACAAGUCUAGACAACUUAAAUCUAAACGAUUGUCAACUCACAACAAUAAGCGAAGGCGCAUUUUCUUCUUUAACAAACCUUAAGAGGUUAGAGCUCGCCGGUAAUUUCUUAACAAACACCAACUGGUCGGAAGUGCUAGGUAAUCUUAUUAGACUGGAAUAUCUCAAUUUGAGAAAGUCGGGUAUUACUUCUUUGACCGAAGACACGUUUUCAAACUGCACAAAUUUGGUCACGCUGAUCUUAGCAGAUAAUGAACUGCGAGAUUUAGACGUUGCAGCUAUUUUGGGUAAGAGCGUUACCCACAUGGAGUUAUUAGAUCUAUCCAACUGUCACAUUAAAGGUCCAAUUUCUGGUGAAGCCUUUGCAAACGCGACUAAUUUAAAAGUUCUAUAUCUUUCUGGUAAUCCACUGUUCGCACCAGAUUUACAAGAAGCCCUCGCACCUCUCCCCAAAUUGGAAAGGCUUUUCUUAAGCAAUUGUGGUUUACAUAAUCUUCCAGAUAACUUUAACGUUUUUGACAACCUGCUAGAAUUGGAUAUUUCGCAUAAUCCUCUCGUCAACGUAUUUACUAAAUUACUAGCUCCUUUGGAGAAACUCGAAUAUUUAAAUAUGGGCUACAGUAAUUUAUCUUACAUAGGACCAGACUCUUUUGCAAAGAUGACAUCUAUGAAGCGUCUUAUUCUUUCUGGCAAUGAUCUACUAUCUCUAGAAGCGGGUCUCUUUGGAAAUUUAACGCAGUUGACAACAUUAGAACUAGAAUUCUGUGGACUUAAACGGCCCCUUAACGCAAACGCAUUCUUUAAAAAUCUCACUUAUAUGGAUUUGAGAGAGAUCCGGCUGAGUGGAAACCCGCUUGUUAUUCCUGAAUCUGGACCUCUGUUCCCGAAGCAAUUGUCUCAAGUUUCAAUACUCGAUCUAAGCAAUUGCAACAUUUUAUCUUUAAACAGAGAUGCUUUCAAAAACACCGAGAACAUUACUGACCUAAACUUAGCAGGUAAUCAUAUUAAAUCUGGCGAAAACAGUCUGUCUUUCUUGGAACGUAUUCAUCACGUGGAAAAAAUUAACUUGAGCAACAAUAAUUUGACAACGAUAGAACCUGAAGUAUUCAUAAACAAUCCUAAAUUACGAUCACUUAAUCUGCUCGGUAAUCCUUUCUUAUGUAACUGCAAAAUAGCUGAAAUGUGGGACUGGGCGAACAUGAUAAAGGGAGAUCUGGAUAUGUUGGUCGGUGCUAAAAGUGCUGAAAAAGACAUCGUUGUAAAAGGGAACAAAAAGAAAAAGAAUUUGUACUGCCAUUAUAACGAGACUCAGCUCCGCAAUUUGACGCUAACGAUUAAUAAAUCAGUACCGGGACGAAGACCUUUCGUAAAACCUAGAGAGCUCACAUACGCCUAUAGAACGUGGGCGAAAUAUGUGAGAGAGUCGGGCUGUGAACCAGUGGUGAAAAUUCUAAGACCCGUCGCUUUAGUAGCCGAUUUGUUUGAUGUCAACAGCGGACAUAUAUCCUCAACAGCUUUAGUUCUUGCUGUUCUCGCGUUAAUUUUAGGCAUGUCCACCUUAGUUAUGACGAUGAGAUUGUUCCGGAAAAAAGCGCACAUAAUCAUAGAUACAGAACAAAGAAAAUUGAGAUAAACAAUAUGAAGACAAAAGAUGUACCUAGUUAUUUUGAAUUUUAUAAUAUUAAUUUAAUUACAAACACUAUUUUUGUACGUAUUUAUACUAAACAU